AUGCUUCCGCGAGUUUCCCUCUUCCUCCUCGUUGCCUCCUUGGCUGAUGCCACGCUCUGGGGCUGGCCAGGCGAGUUCACCAUCAGCUCUUACAUGCGUCUCAUCGCCUAUCCGCCGGGCGACUAUGGGGAAACCUACUACACGUGCAACGGGUGGCACAACUGGUGUGAUCUCAGUCAGUGCGAAGCGAUGGAGCACUUCAAGUGGAGUGGCCGAUUCCCGACCGGCUACGUCUAUGCGCAAAAGCCGAACGCUGCUUGGAUGGAUCUCUGGCGCCUCGAAGGCACGAACACGUACAACAUAUUUGAGAAGAACGGCGACGGUACGGUCCACGGGCAGUGUCAGGUGGACUCGAUGCAGCCCGAAACAUGCGAGUAUAACGGGUUCACAAGCGACAAGGCAAUGCCGUACCUCCACUGCUGGCAAUAUUAA
Trichosporon asahii var. asahii CBS 2479 is the source of this 432-nucleotide messenger RNA. RefSeq lists its product as uncharacterized. Lineage: Eukaryota; Fungi; Basidiomycota; Tremellomycetes; Trichosporonales; Trichosporonaceae. The transcript has a single exon. The coding region runs from base 1 to 432 and encodes 143 amino acids. The record is from RefSeq and is a predicted model, not a curated record.